CGGACCGAAUCCAGCCGGGUUCAACCGGCGCGCGGCCCUAACUCGCUGGCCCCCGCUGCCGAGCCUAAAAACGCCCUUCCGGAAGCUUUCGCUCCCAGUAAAAUGGCGGAAAGCUAGGGUUUUUGAGAGAAACCGUCGAACCCUAGGGUUCUCUCGUCUUCUUCCCCCCCUCUCCCCCAUUCUUCUCCAUGCCAAUGGCGAGAAACCAAGACGUUCGAUUCGUGUCUUCCUCCGUUAAAAUUCCUCACUCUUCGAUCGCCCACCCCGUUCCCCUCCUCUCUACCCUCCCCUUCGCUCGCCACCAUCUCUCCUUCCAUCUUGACCGAGCUACGGAUGCGAUACGUGGCUUCGUGGCAUCUCUUCCCAACCGAUGGAGGCCCAACUUUCUCCGCUGGUCCUCCCUCGCCGUGGCGCGGGCGGAGGCGGAGGCGGAGGCGAACCCCCGGCGGCAUGGGAAGGAGGGUGAGGAGCGGGUCCUGAUCAGCGAGGUGCUGAUUCGGAACAAGGAUGGGGAGGCCCUGGAGCGGGCAGACUUGGAGGCGGCCGCCGCCGCCGCGCUGAAGUCGUGCCGGCCCAACUCGGCGCUCACUGUGCGGGAGGUGCAGGAGGACGUGCUCCGGAUCAUCGAGAGCGGGUUCUUUUGGUCGUGUAUGCCUGUUGCCAUCGACACCCGGGAUGGGAUCCGGCUGGUCUUUCAGGUAGAACCAAAUCAGGAGUCCCGAGGAUUGAUUUGUGAGGGUGCAAAUGUUCUUCCUUUAAAGUUUGUGGAGGAUGCAUUUCGUGAUGGAUAUGGAAAGAUAGUCAACAUAAGGCAUCUGGAUCAAGUGAUCAAAUCCAUCAAUGGCUGGUAUUCGGACCGUGGGCUAUCUGGUUUGGUUUCAUAUGCUGAGAUUCUUUCAGGAGGAAUCCUUAGGUUGCAAGUCUCUGAAGCCGAGGUUAAUAACAUCAUCAUUCAGUUCCUUGAUAGAAGGACCGGUGAACCAACUACAGGGAAGACAAGGCCAGAGACUAUACUUCAGCAACUGACAACAAAGAAAGGACAGGUAUACAGUAGACUCCAAGGAAAAAGAGAUGUUGAGACAAUACUAACAAUGGGAAUUAUGGAAGAUGUUACAAUUAUUCCUCAGCCUACUGGAGAUCCAUGCAAGGUUGAUUUAGUAAUGAAUCUUGUUGAGCGUCCUAGUGGUGGUUUCUCUGCAGGUGGUGGAAUUUCAUAUGGGAUCACAAAUGGCCCUCUUGCAGGAUUGAUUGGAAGCUUUGCAUAUUCGCAUAGGAAUGUUUUUGGUAGGAACCAAAAACUCAACCUUUCAUUAGAAAGGGGGCAAAUUGAUUCAAUAUUUCGCAUAAAGUAUAUUGACCCAUGGAUCCAAGGAGACAAUAAGAGGACAUCUAGAACAAUCAUGAUUCAGAAUUCUCGGACUCCGGGAUCACUUGUUCAUGGGACGAUCCGAUCUGCUCGUGGUGGCCUCACAAUUGCACGUGUUACUGCUGGAAUUGAGUAUAGUCAACCUGUCAGGCCCAAGUGGAGUGGAACACUUGGGCUUAUAUUUCAGCAUGCUGGUGCUCGUGAUGAUAAAGGCAAUCCCAUAAUCAGAGACAUUUACAACAGUCCAUUAACUGCAAGUGGCAAUGCUUAUGAUGACAUGCUAAUUGCAAAGUUUGAAGGUGUCUAUACAGAUUCUGGUGAUCAUAGCUCCUCAACAUUUGUGUUCAACAUGGAACAAGGACUUCCUGUUCUUCCUGAGUGGUUAUGUUUUAAUCGAGUGAGUGCUCGUGCUAGGCAAGGGUAUGAGAUUGGGCCUGCUCGACUUCUUUUAAGUGUAUCCGGAGGCCAUGUUGUUGGAAAUUUUCCGCCUCAUGAAGCAUUUGCUAUUGGUGGGAUAAACAGUGUCAGGGGUUAUGAAGAAGGUGCUGUGGGUUCUGGUCGCUCAUACAUGGUCGGUAGUGGAGAAAUCUCCUUUCGCAUGUUUGGGCCAGUAGAAGGCGUGCUAUUUGCAGACUAUGGAAAUGAUCUUGGUUCAGGCCCUACAGUGCGUGGUGAUCCGGCUGGAGCAAGGGGAAAACCUGGGAAUGGUUGUGGCUUUGGGGCUGGCAUUCGUGUCGACUCGCCCCUAGGGCCUCUGCGCCUAGAAUAUGCGUUUAACGAUAAACUUGCAAGCAGGUUUCACUUUGGAGUUGGCUAUCGCAACUAAUUCAUUCCCUUUCUCCUUUGGACCUUCGGAUCUAUGCGAAAUUAUUUUAUGGUGUUAGUUUUUCCAGCGAUUCAGGUAUCAUUAUCACACCUUCAGGAAAAUAUAUCGCAUUGAUUUUUCUGGCUCCAGGGCUGUAUAUGGGACUUGUCGUAGAGCAUAUAUAUUUGCAGUCUUUCUUUCAUCGGCCUCGUACGAGCAUGAAGCUGUUUUUUUUGAGGAAUUUUGUGCCUAGAGCAAGACAUGAGAAGGCUUGUAAUGUUAUGUAUAGAUAUUUCAAAUUUUGGAUCAUGUACCUCAGCAGGCUUUAUAUCUCCCAAUCAUAUUUUAGAUGAUUUAUAAUUUCGGUCAUACGUAAUGGAAUCAUUUAUCUCUGAUUCCUAAAAUAGAAAUUCUGGGUGGUUUGUACAUCUGCUAAAGUCACUGAGGUCCCGGAAGUUCCAUUCCCGUUUGAAAGUUACCAUUUAUUGCCUAUUUUGGUGCUGUGCAUGUAGUAAGAAUUCUUUCGUUUUGAGUAAUCCUAAUUAUGUACUAGCCUAAGCUGAGGUUAUUGGCA
Messenger RNA from Elaeis guineensis (African oil palm), 2745 nucleotides. Its product is annotated as outer envelope protein 80, chloroplastic-like. Lineage: Eukaryota; Viridiplantae; Streptophyta; Magnoliopsida; Arecales; Arecaceae. Gene Ontology annotation, biological process: chloroplast organization; embryo development ending in seed dormancy. The record is from RefSeq and is a predicted model, not a curated record. Gene Ontology annotation, cellular component: outer membrane.